Messenger RNA from Aspergillus pseudonomiae, 1324 nucleotides. Its product is annotated as UPF0075 domain protein. Gene Ontology annotation, biological process: peptidoglycan turnover; amino sugar metabolic process. The transcript has 3 exons. Bases 8 to 1324 code for a protein of 438 amino acids. NCBI's taxonomy places the organism in Eukaryota, Fungi, Ascomycota, Eurotiomycetes, Eurotiales, Aspergillaceae. The record is from RefSeq and is a predicted model, not a curated record. Gene Ontology annotation, molecular function: ATP binding; phosphotransferase activity, alcohol group as acceptor.
CGAUAGUAUGGAUCCUAAUCCUUCCGUGUCCCGCUCCCUGGACCUGACCGUCCUGGGAUUGAAUAGCGGUACUUCGAUGGAUGGAAUCGAUUGUGCUCUGUGCCAUUUCCAACAAGAAACGCCAGAUUCACCCAUGAGGUUCGAGCUUCUCAAGUAUGGUGAAAUCCCCCUAGAACAAACAAUCAAGCAACGCGUCAUGAAUAUGAUCCUCCACAAUAAAACCUCUCCCUCUGAGUUAUCGGAGGUGAAUGUCAUCCUUGGUGAGACAUUUGCAGCGGCCGUCAAGGAGUUCUGUGCACAAUAUAAUGUUGAUAUCUCGUCGAUCGACAUCAUUGGUUCCCACGGUCAGACCAUCUGGCUUCUGUCUAUGCCUGAAGAGGGAGAGGUCCGCAGUGCUCUUACCAUGGCUGAGGGCUCCUUCAUUGCCUCCCGCACGGGAAUCACUACUGUGACCGACUUCCGGGUUAGUGACCAAGCAGCGGGUCGCCAGGGAGCACCGCUCAUUGCUUUUUUCGAUGCCUUGGUCCUGCACCAUCCGACAAAGUUACGCGCUUGCCAGAAUAUUGGUGGAAUUGCAAAUGUUUGUUUUAUUCCGCCUGAUUCCCUAGGGGGUGUUGAUGCCUGCUACGAUUUCGAUACCGGCCCGGGUAAUGUAUUUAUUGACGCCGUUGUCCGACAUUACACCAACGGCCAGCAGGAGUAUGACAAGGACGGCGAGAUGGGCGCUCGCGGCAGAGUGGAUCAGGAUCUGGUAGAUGAAUUUCUUCAAACUCACCCCUACUUCCGGCUUGACCCACCGAAAACCACUGGCCGCGAGGUAUUCCGAGAUACUCUAGCAUUUGAUCUCAUUCGCAAGGCAGAAUCCAAAGGUCUUGGCCCCGAUGAUGUCGUUGCGACUGUUACUCGCAUUACCGCGCAGGCUAUCGUUGACCAUUACCGCCGCUAUGCCCCCAAAAAUAUCCCUAUCGAUGAAAUCUUUAUGUGUGGAGGCGGCUCUUAUAACCCAAAUAUUACCCAGUAUAUACAAGCACAGUACCCCGACACGAAGAUUCUGAUGCUGGACCAAGCAGGCAUCCCCGCGUCCGCAAAGGAAGCUAUCACUUUUGCCUGGCAGGGCAUGGAAGCAAUCGUGGGCCGUUCUAUUCCCGUCCCCACCCGGGUUGAGACUCGACAGCCAUAUGUCUUGGGAAAGGUAUCACCAGGUAAGAACUAUCGCAGGGUGAUGCGGCAAGGAAUGCAGUUCGGAGGUGAUACGGACGGGCUGUCUCCAGUAAAGGAGAUGGUCAACUACGUGAACGGAAAGGAGUUCAAUAACAAAUGGUGA